Schistosoma intercalatum is the source of this 1998-nucleotide messenger RNA. The record is from the annotation of a GenBank genome assembly. NCBI's taxonomy places the organism in Eukaryota, Metazoa, Platyhelminthes, Trematoda, Strigeidida, Schistosomatidae.
GGUUCCCUAGUUUGUUUAGGUUUCCUUGAAACAGUCGAGAUUCUACGUUAGAUCCCCCCGCACGAAAAUUUUAAACCCUGAUUAUUCUUGGAAAUUUAUCCACAAAAUGUCAGUAAUACCUCACUAGUUUGUGGUCAUAGCUCAUGCCCUCAGGAACUAGCGUCACUGUGUUUCAUACACAAACCAGCUUGGUUAUCACUUAUGAUACAGGAGAGUAGGUACUCUUCUUUAUUAUAAGGUUUCGUUAAAUUAAUUGUUUACUGUGUAUUUAACCCAGAACUCUUGGUUCCCAACAUGAAUGUCAGCCACAAAAUACGAACUGAAGUCAUUCAGGCUGGUUCUUACACUUAUCAGCUUCUGAAAAUAAAAUUCACUGGGAUAAUUAUGAUUGUACUAUGGUUCGUUGGAAGUUUGGUCCUCUCAAAUAAUCAGGACCUAUAAAUUAGACAUACAGCCAAACUAAACGGGACUAGAAAUCGUUUCAUUUUUACAGAUUAUCUUGGAAAUUGAGUCGAACUUCAUUUUAACAACACAUCUUGUCCAAUACUCCCUAAUUAGUUAUUCCGCCUUACAUGUCUAUGGUGAAUUUUUCAGUCCUUAAUAUUACCCACUAUUAGUUAUCAUGAUAGUUGUAGAUUACCUACUGAUUCCUUUUGAACACAGUCGUUUUAGCCCAAAAAUAGCUAUAGUUCCUGGAAGUUUGAGUCUAAUCGAGUUGCUCUGUUUAUUGAUCAUUUUGGAUGGACACAUUAUGUAGACCGGUUGUCCAGGCAAAGACUUUUCAUCCAAUUCAAAGGGUCCGUGUCAUGUAAAUCGUGUAAAAAGACGGCUAUAAAUUUGGCAAUUUUGUAUCAUUAAAAACGUAACAAUAAGACAUUCAUAAGUAAACGAGUAGGCCUACAGUGUAUGUAUACCAUUUUGUGUAACUACAGUCAUUAUUAUAUCGUCUCUAGAAAUAAUAAAAAAUUACCUAGUGACAUUUCAUUUGAAAUCUAAUAGUAAUAUUAUCUGCAAGGUUUAGUCACUAAGAUUAACUUUUGUAUUGUAUUCUUGGUUCAUUUCAUUGCAUCUACCAAUGCAUUUUCCUUCAAUAGCUUAAUUACUAUGGAUCAUUUGGAAACCACCUAUAAAUUUUUGAUACCGUCGUUCAUGCCAGCCAUAACUCAUCCCCUGACUUAUGCCAGGACAAUGAUGUUGUUGGGGUAUGAACCAUUUCCUCCUGUUCGUCGAUUUACUUUACGUAACAUUCUACGUCCGAACUAUGAAGUAUAUUACUACCCAAGUGUUUUCACUUACUGUCGUAAACUUCGCCAAGAGGUUGGGUUGUAUGGAAUUUUCACCAUUGGACUUCCUGCUAAUAUUAUUGGGUCAUUUGUUAAGUCGUACUCUACCAACAUCACUAUGGAGUAUUUAACUCCGGACUUUUUUGAAAAGAAAACAUUUUUUGAAACUGAUAAAGGAAUCAGAAUUUUUUUGAUCAGUACCAGUAAAUGUACUGUUGCUCGAGUAGUGGGUGUAGUUGUUAGUUAUCCAUUCCAAGUCAUAAUGAUUCGCCAAAUGUCGCAAUUUAUCAAUGGGACACAAUUAUAUGAUUGUAUUUUCAAUGCUUUUCCUACUAUACUGAGAAAUGAAGGUUUUUUAAGUUUCUUCAGUGGUUUGACACCUAGAUUAAUUGGAGAAGUUAUUACAGUUUGGUUGACUGCUUGUCUUGCCUAUUUUUUCAAUAAAUAUAUUUUCAUGGACCGUAUCGACCCUCCUCUGAAAAAGCACACUCCAUUGGUAACUGAGAUGAUAGUAAGUGGCGCCACUCAUGGACUCACAGUCACCUCCACAGUUAUGGCUGCUUGUGACUCGACUAUUAACGUCGUACCUGUAUUCAACAAUUGGUGGCAGUGUUAUUCCUAUCUCAGCCAAUCUGAUGCUUUUGUUAGAGGAUCAUCUUUAUUCUUCCGACGUGCUCCUUCACCAGUGUCUAAAUUACAUGGCUAUAGUCAGUGA